AUGAGUACUCUCUCAGAAGCCUAUGCAGACAGUCCUCUCCACCUUCAACAUAUCAUACCUAUGGACUUUGAAUCUGUCCAAACAGUCCCUGACUCUCACUCAUGGCCUCAGAUCACCGAUUUCCCACCUGCAGUUCGCUCCGAUGAAGAAUUAACGAUUCCGAUCAUCGAUUUGACUGCUCCCCACGUGGUGGAACUCGUCGGAGACGCAUGUCGGACGUGGGGAAUGUUUCAGGUCACCGGCCACGGAGUUCCGUCGAUCCUUUUGGAGGAUGUUGAGUCUGAGGCACGACGACUUUUUGAGCUACCUGCUCGGCAGAAGAUAAAGGCGUUGCGUUCGCCAGGUGGUGCCACCGGUUAUGGCGCUGCUCGGAUAGCUCCGUUUUUCUCCAAGAAUAUGUGGCAUGAAGGGUUCACCAUCAUGGGUUCUUCAGUUGAUCAUGCUAGAGAGUUAUGGCCUCAUGAUUAUAAACGUUUCUGUGAUGCAAUGGAUGAUUAUCAAAAGAAGAUGAAAGUUCUAUCAUACAAACUCUGGCUACUAAUCCUCAAAUCCUUGGAUAUAACCGAAGAACAGGUGAACUGGUCAUCUUCUGAUGGUGCACUCCAACUAAACUCGUACCCUUGCUGCCCAGAUCCAAAUCGAGCCAUCGGUCUAGCCCCUCACACAGACACACUGCUCCUCACCAUCCUCCACCAAAGCAACAGCAAUGGCCUCCAAAUCUUCCGAGAUGGAGUCGGGUGGGUUUCGGUGUCUCCUCUCUCCGGUGCACUUGUAGUUAACGCCGGAGAUCUUCUCCAUAUCGUGUCGAAUGGUCGGUUUUCAACUGCUUAUCAUCGGGUGAUGGCAAACCAGGCCUGCCAUCGAGUGUCCAUCGCCUACUUCUAUGGCCCCCCGGCUGAGUCCCUGAUGGUGCCGGUUUGUGAGACGCAGUUUCCACUUUAUCGUUCUUUGACAGUGAAAGAGUACAUUAGUAUCAAAGCCAAGCACCUUGAGAAGGCACUUUUAUUGAUUAGAAUAUAG
This is a messenger RNA of Ilex paraguariensis (yerba mate), 1020 nucleotides long. The record is from the annotation of a GenBank genome assembly. NCBI's taxonomy places the organism in Eukaryota, Viridiplantae, Streptophyta, Magnoliopsida, Aquifoliales, Aquifoliaceae.